Helianthus annuus (common sunflower) is the source of this 1700-nucleotide messenger RNA. Its product is annotated as non-specific phospholipase C3. The record is from RefSeq and is a predicted model, not a curated record. Gene Ontology annotation, molecular function: hydrolase activity, acting on ester bonds. Bases 58 to 1587 code for a protein of 509 amino acids. The transcript has 5 exons. Lineage: Eukaryota; Viridiplantae; Streptophyta; Magnoliopsida; Asterales; Asteraceae. Gene Ontology annotation, biological process: phospholipid catabolic process.
ACCCAUAACAAAUACUUCAACACUCCAAACCAUACCACUAAUUCUCUAACCCUUUCAAUGGCAUCCCCAAUAAAAACAAUUGUGAUCCUUGUUCAAGAAAACCGAUCAUUUGAUCACAUGUUAGGAUGGAUGAAAUCCAUCAACCCCGAGAUUGACGGCGUUACCGGAAAAGAAUCCAACCUUUUGUCGGCCAGUAACCACGAGUCGACACGCCUGUUCCACACCAACAAGGCCGGGUUCAUCCAACCCGACCCUGGUCACUCUUUUGAAGCCACUUAUGAACAAAUCUUUGGUGUAGAAUGGUCCGAGUCGGCUCGUGGUCUAACCCCCACAAUGGAUGGUUUCGCCCAACAAGCCGAAAAGGUCCAAGAAGGCUUGUCCGAGGUGGUCAUGAGCGGGUUCGAUCCGGAUUCUUUACCCGUUUACAAAGAGUUGAUCUCGGAGUUUGCUGUUUGUGAUAGGUGGUUUUCUUCUAUUCCCACUUUGACCCAACCCAACAGAUUGUAUGUUCACUCUGCGACUUCAUAUGGUGCAACAACGAAUGAUAACAAGAUGAUGAUAGAAGGGUACCCUCAGAAGACUAUAUUUGAGUCGGUGGAAGAUAAUGGUUUUUCUUUCGGAAUUUACUAUCAGUUACCUCCGUCAACUCUUUUCUACAGAAACCUACGAAAACUGAAGUACAUAGACAACUUCCACCAAUUCGAUCUACACUUCAAACGACAUUGCAAGGAAGGGAAACUACCAAACUACGUUGUUGUCGAACAAAGAUAUUUUGGGAUCAAAGCUAUACCGGGAAACGAUGAUCACCCUUCGCAUGAUGUGUCUGAUGGUCAAAUGUUUGUGAAAGAAGUUUAUGAAGCAUUAAGAUCAAGCCCACAAUGGAAUGAAAUAUUGUUUGUAGUUGUGUAUGAUGAGCAUGGUGGUUUUUAUGAUCAUGUCCCGACACCUCAUGUCGGUGUUCCGAAUCCGGAUGGUCUUGUUGGUCCUCCGCCUUAUAAUUUUCAGUUUGAUCGACUCGGUGUUAGGGUUCCGGCUAUCCUUGUUUCACCAUGGAUCGAACGUGGGACCGUGUUGCAUAAGCCAACGGGGCCAUACCCUACAUCAGAGUUUGAACACUCAUCCAUUCCUGCAACUGUUAAGAAGAUUUUUGGACUAAAAUCACAUUUAACAAAACGAGACGAGUGGGCCGGCACAUUCGAAGGUGUCGCAAGCAGAACUACACCAAGAACUGAUUGUCCAGUUACUUUGCCAGACCCCAAGAAAAUGAGAGAGACUGAUCCAGAUGAGAAUGAAAAACUGAGUGAGUUUCAACAAGAGUUGGUUCAACUAGGUGCGGUCUUGAACGGAGACUAUAAACAGGACACAUUCCCUAACAAACUAGUCGAGAAUAUGACUGUAACCGAAGGUGCGAAAUACUUGGAAGACGCGUACAAGAAGUUCUGUGAUGAUUGUGAACAAGCCAAGAGGGAUGGCAAAGAUGGGUCUUACAUAGUUUGUUUAGAGGAACCAACUACAGCUGAAACUCCAAACAAAGUGUCAAAAUCAUUUUCACAAAAAUGCUUUUCUUGUUUACUUUGUGAAAAUUAAUGCUAUGUUUGGCUUUGCUUUUUAUUUUUUUGAGUGUAUUUUGAAUCAUGUAUCAUAAACAUUUAUUUAUUUUGCUUGUCAAUAAAUAAAACCAUAUGAUUUGUGUGUUGUUA